Molecule: messenger RNA, 2367 nt
Organism: Ictalurus furcatus (blue catfish)
Lineage: Eukaryota; Metazoa; Chordata; Actinopteri; Siluriformes; Ictaluridae
Gene: mxa
Product: myxovirus (influenza) resistance A
Exons: 13
Coding region: 40-1944 (634 amino acids)
Biological process (GO): defense response to virus
Cellular component (GO): cytoplasm; microtubule; membrane
Molecular function (GO): GTPase activity; microtubule binding; GTP binding
Source: RefSeq, a predicted model, not a curated record
AACACAGCGGAAACAAGGCUGCGGUAUGCGCGGUCAAAGAUGAGCGCGAGCCUGAGUGAGCAGUAUGAGGAGAAGGUGCGCCCGUGCAUCGACCUGAUCGACUCUCUGCGCGCGCUGGGUGUGGAGAAGGACCUCGCGCUUCCAGCCAUCGCCGUGAUCGGAGACCAGAGCUCGGGGAAGAGCUCGGUGCUGGAGGCGCUGUCCGGAGUCGCUCUGCCCCGCGGGAGUGGUAUCGUGACAAGAUGUCCACUCGAGCUGAAGAUGAAGAGGAGCCGAGAGGAAGACUUCUGGCAUGGAAAGAUCAAGUACAAGAAAGAUCACGAUGAGGAUUAUGAGGAAGAGAUCCAAAAUCCAGCAGACGUGGAGAAAAAGAUUAGAGAAGCUCAGGACCAUAUGGCUGGGGUCGGCGUGGGCAUCAGUGACGAGCUCAUCAGCCUGGAAGUAACGUCAGCUGAUGUUCCAGACCUCACACUCAUCGAUCUGCCUGGUAUUGCCCGUGUGGCAGUCAAAGGCCAACCGGAGAACAUCGGAGAACAGAUUAAGAGGCUGAUCAAAAAGUUCAUCACAAAGCAAGAAACCAUCAACCUGGUGGUGGUGCCGAGUAACGUGGACAUCGCCACUACUGAAGCGCUGAAGAUGGCUCAGGAAGUUGAUCCAAAUGGCGAGAGAACCCUCGGCAUCCUAACGAAGCCUGACCUGGUGGAUAAAGGCACGGAGGAGACGGUGGUGUCCAUCAUCCAUAACGAGAUCAUUUACCUCACCAAAGGCUACAUGAUCGUCAGGUGCCGAGGGCAGAAGGAGAUCAUGGACCGCGUCUCUCUGCACGAAGCCACCGAGAAGGAGAAGGACUUCUUUAAAGACCACCCACAUUUCAGCACACUGUAUGAGGAAGGCAUGGCCACCAUUCCCAACCUGGCUGAGAAACUCACACUUGAACUCGUGCAUCACAUUGAGCUAUCUCUGCCACGACUGGAGGAGCAGAUUGAUAUAAAGUUGGCUGACUCUCAGGCUGAACUGGAUCGCUAUGGCUCAGGGCCUCCUACAGAACCAGCGGAGAGGAUCUGCUUCCUGAUUGACAAAGUUACAGCGUUCACUCAGGACGCCAUUAACCUCACAACCGGAGAGGAGCUGAAGAACAUCCAACAUCUCAACAUCUUCUCGAGCCUGCGGAGGCAGUUUGCGCUAUGGAAGAUGCAUCUGGACGACUCAGGAGAGACGUUCAAGAGCAGGAUUGAGAAGGAAGUGAACGAGUAUGAGGAAAAAUACAGAGGUAGGGAACUCCCAGGAUUCAUCAACUACAAGACCUUUGAGGUGAUAGUGAAGGACCAGAUCAAGCAGCUGGAGGAACCUGCCAUCAGGAGGCUGAAGGAAAUCUCAGAUCUCAUUCGGAAGGGCUUCAUCCAACUGGCUCAAAACAGCUUCUUGGGUUUCCCCAAUCUCCUGAAAAUGGCAAAGACCAAGAUAGAGUGCAUCAAGCAGGUGAAGGAGUUGGAGGCCGAAACAAUGCUGAGGACUCAGUUUAAGAUGGAGCUGAUCAUCUACACCCAAGACAGCAUGUACAGUGACACUCUGAGCACGCUGAAACUCGAGGAGGAAGAAGGAGAGAGACAAAAAGUUAUAUUGCCGAAUUCUUUCAGCAUUUCAUGUAGUUUAUACAAUCACUCCAACAACAGAGCUACUCUCGAGGAACUGAUGCGCCACCUCAAGUCCUACUACAGCAUCGCGAGUAAGCGUCUGGCUGACCAGCUGCCGCUGGUGAUCAGGUACCUGCUGCUGCAGGAGUCGGCGAAGCAGCUGCAGAGAGAAAUGCUACAGCUCAUGCAGGACAAAAACGCCACAGAUCAGCUGCUGAAAGAAGAUCACGACAUCGGGAACAAACGCAACAACCUGCAAAGCCGCCAGAAGCGUCUGAUGGAGGCCCGCAACUACCUGGUCAAGUUUUAGAGUCGUGUAUAGUGUCUAUUUUGUUGAUCACUGGAAGCAAGCAACACGCAGUCCCAACAAAUCAAUUAUAAAGCCAGAAAUGCCUUUAUAAUAUUAUUAUUAGUCCAGUAUGUAUAUGUAUUUAUUGCCAAUAUCAAGAUGUACUGUUCGCUUACUCCAAUGUACGGUUAUAUGAUAGUCAACAUAGUACAUCAUAAUAUUGAAAGAUAUUUUCAUUAUAAGUGACGCAUAUUACAUAUACCCGAGAAAACUCCAUUGAAACAGCGCACCCUUGUGAUACGCAUGACUUGGAGUAUAUGAAGAGACAGCGUUUCUCAAUAUUGGCUUAGCGGUUUAUCCGGAGUGUCAUUUCUGAGUAUAUUAGUUAUCUGGAGUCUGUACCUAAACAUUUGAAAUAAUAAUAAAAAAUUUUAAAAAACUGUU